Molecule: messenger RNA, 2454 nt
Organism: Dioszegia hungarica
Lineage: Eukaryota; Fungi; Basidiomycota; Tremellomycetes; Tremellales; Bulleribasidiaceae
Exons: 5
Coding region: 1-2454 (817 amino acids)
Biological process (GO): DNA-templated transcription; regulation of DNA-templated transcription
Molecular function (GO): DNA binding; zinc ion binding; DNA-binding transcription factor activity, RNA polymerase II-specific
Source: RefSeq, a predicted model, not a curated record
AUGGAGGCAUACCAGCAACGCCCACAAGGCUACUAUGGCUACGCCCAAGCCCCCAUCUUCGCCCAGCCUCAGCAUUAUCAACUCCCCUACGAUAUGCAGCAGCAGUUCCAAACAAUACAGCCAACACACCCAAUGGCAUUCCACCCUCCGCCUCCGCUUUACAACAUGAACCAGCAGGCGUCGGGCUCCCACCACUCGACACCGCCCGUCGAUCUCAAUGGGCACUCGCCAGAAGGAUUUGACGCGCAGGGGCAGGCGGGACAGAUGGGCAAGUGGAAGUCGGAAAAGGAAAAGGAAAAGGAGGGGCCGGUCAAGAAUGCUUGUCUGAGUUGUCGGAGCAAGAAGGCCAAGUGUGAUGGAGUCCAGCCGAUCUGCGGACAGUGCGAGAAGAAAUCUCUCGAAUGCGUGUUUGUCAAGAGCAGGCGAGGCGGCGCGAGGAAGAAGAAAGAUACGCUUCCUCCUUCCGCUCUCCAGGAAUUCUUGAAAAAGCUCGAUGGGCUUCUCGGGCUGCAGGAACCUCUGCCAGAUGUUGAGGCGGUCGAGCCGAGUGAGGAUAUGACGGAUAUCGUGCGCGAGUUUACUAGUCGAGAAGAAAUACUUUCCUGCUAUUACAAUGAAGUUCACCCAUUCCUCCCUGUCAUGCCGCAACGUCACCACAGCAAAGACGUCCUCCUUGCCCUUCUCGCCGAAUCACCGUUCCUACUCGCCGCCCAGACUAUCCUCGUCCUCGUCCCCCACCCCAUGGACCAAAAUGCCAAUUCCGCCAAUUCCAAGCGACUCCGGGUCGCAAUGUCCAACUACCUCGGCUCGCAGACCAUGCAACUGGUCGAUCGCCUGAUCGCUGCGCCUGAGCCCACCUCGCUUGAGUGUGUUCAAGCACUCACCAUGCUAUCCCUAUGGGAAUGGGGAAACGCUGGAAACCUCAGCAAGAACCGCGCUCGCGCAGGUCAGGCCAUCCAAGUCGCAAUGGACAUUGGUCUGCACGAGAUGGAUCGGUUCUCUGAGGGACGCUCGGUCGAGGGUGAUUGGCGGGCAGACAUGGCGCGGCGGACAUGGUGGACGACCUAUGUCGCCCAGCUCACCGCGGCCAUCAUCUCGGGCAACAUUCCGGUUCUCGGUCCGGACGAUCCUCGCGUCCGCGUCGACUUCCCCGUCUGCUCCCUUCCCGAUAAUGCCUGGCCCAAUUGGGUCAAUGCCAACCGGCAAUGCGUGCGGGUUUUCAACCUCGUCAAUUCCGUCUACUAUGCGCAGGCGUCUUCUCAGACAUGGGGAGCCUCGACGGAGGCUGGCUCGCCAGAGGAGCAUGAAGAUAUGACGAGGCGGAUGAUUGAGGUGGAUCGGGAGGUGAUGGAUAUGAUGAAGCAGGCCGAGGCGAUGGCCGUCAUUGAGCUGGUGCCAGGCGGAGAAGAGGAGGUGGUCCGCAACCAACAGCUCUCGGCUCGGCUCGGUCUCGCCGUCGUUCACAUUCACAUCCACCGACAACAGGCGUUCCCAGAGGUCAGCUUGUUCUCCAAGCGGAUCUGCGGUCUCCCUCAAGCGCCAGACUACUCGGAGCAAAUCCCCCUAUUGGACGACGUCGCCGUGCCCCAGGCACUGGCAAACGGCGACCCAUACUCGGAAACCCCUCAAUACCAGGCGAUGAACCAGACAAUUCCCAUGCCCCCACAGCCCGGACUCUUCCAGACCGAGGAUCGGAACGACAUCGUCUCGGAGAUGUGGCAGCCAGAGACGUACCCGGAAGACCUGCCUGCUCCGUGGUUUGUCAACGCGGGCGGAGCGGCCAACCUCUAUGCCCCGACCCACAAUCAGCCACGGCACGUCGAGGCCAGCAUCGUCCCUAUCGUAUCGCCCCGCGCCCGUCGGCUCUCCACGCCAUCCGUCAGCGCCUCCCUCAGCCAGAAACCGCACAAGGCCUGGGGUGUGGACGCGAACGACAACAUUACGGAGCCGGAACGACCUAUCGGCGGACCUCUUCACAUCUUCCCUCCCGGCAUAUCACUAGCGCGAUGCGCUACCGCCGCCCACACUAUCGUCCGGCUCGAGGUCCUCCAUCGCUCGGCGACUAUCGCAAUGUGGAAGGGUCCGCCCAAGUGGCUUCCCUUCUGCGCGUGCGGUCUGGUCACUGGCGCGUACGCGUUCCUGCUUUUGGCGUUGGCGGUGCAGGCGGAGAAUACGUUUGGGCAGAGUAACGAGGGCAAGGCAGAGGAGGUCGAGGCGUUGUUGACGAAUGUCAAGGUGAUUCUUGCGGGGUUGGAGGCAUAUGGGACUAUGUGGGGCGGGAUUGAAGUUAUGGCUGGUGAGGUCAGGGCAGCUCUGGAAGCAGCCGCGAGACUACCGUACGAGGUCCGCUCGCAGGUCGAGAGUGCGGGCUCGGCGUCCCCAACGGAUAUGGCCAUGGGCGUGGCGCAGCACAGCUCGUCAGAGAGUAUCGAGCAGCAGCGAUACCCGCAAUAG